Molecule: messenger RNA, 1753 nt
Organism: Striga asiatica
Lineage: Eukaryota; Viridiplantae; Streptophyta; Magnoliopsida; Lamiales; Orobanchaceae
Source: the annotation of a GenBank genome assembly
GGAAAUCCAUGGAAGUCUACACAAACGAGUCUGAAAUCGUGUGGGAUCAAGAAACCCAUUGGUUUUUCGACAUUUAUAUAAAAACAAAAUGGGACACCUCUACACAAAUCACGGCUAAUUUGGUGGCAAUCUAACAUGACUCUGUUCCAAUUUUUUCAAAUACCCAGCAACCUCGUAAGAAAACUUCAACAUCCUCCUACUAUAUAUGCACACUCACACACACCUCAUUUCUACAGUUACAAUUAAUUAUCUGCUAAUCAUUCAAUGGCUUGUCCCAAUUUUCCUUUGCUAUUUAUCGCAUUCAUCAUCUUAAGCAACAGCUUAGCUUCUACUGCAGUCCCACUUGACCGAAUGCUCGACAACGGCAACUUCGAAGAGGGGCCCAAGCCUGCCGACCUCCGGAAAAGGAGGAUCGUCGGGACACACGCCCUCCCCAAGUGGGAAACCAGUGGCAUCGUGGAGUACGUGUCGGGCGGGCCCCAGCCUGGCGGGUUCUACUUAAGCAUCCCGCGUGGGGCCCACGCGGUGAGGCUCGGGAACGAGGCCUCCGUGUCGCAGUACGUGCGGGACCUGAAGCCGGGCUCCGUCUACACCCUGACCUUCGGAGCCACGCGCACGUGUGCGCAGGACGAGGUGCUCAGGGUGUCGGUUCCCGGGAUGUCGAGCGACCUCCCGAUACAAACGUUGUACAGCACGGAUGGUGGGGACACGUACGCGUGGAGCUUUAGGGCACGAUCGAGCGUGGUCAAUGUCACGUUCCACAAUCCCGGGACGCAGGAGGACCCCACGUGCGGGCCCUUAUUGGACGCGAUCGCGAUCAAGGAGAUGCUGCCCCUCAGAUACACAAGAGGGAACUUGGUGAAAAAUGGGGGCUUUGAGAAUGGGCCCCACGUGUUCAAAAACUUCUCAACUGGCAUCCUCGUCCUCCCCAAACGCCAGGACCUGUACUCACCCAUCCCUGGGUGGAUAGUCGAGUACCUCAAGCCAGUCAAAUACAUCGAUUCCAAACACUUCAACGUGCCUUCGGGAAUGGCGGCAGUUGAGUUAGUGGGUGGUCGAGAGACAGCCAUAGCACAAAUCAUCAGGACACAGCCGAAUAAGUGGUACAACCUGUCGUUCACGAUUGGGGAUGCUAAGAAUGGAUGUCAUGGGACGAUGACUGUUGAAGCCUUUGCUGGUACCAAGAGUUUGAAAGUCCCAUUUACAUCCCAAGGAAAAGGGUGGUUCAAGACAGUGACUAUGAGGUUUCAGGCGGUUUCAGCUAGAACUAGGAUCACAUUCUACACCCCGUUUUAUCAUACCAAACUGCAAGAUUACGGGCACAUGUGUGGACCUGUUUUGGAUGAUGUUAAGGUUGUUCCAGUUGCUUAGUUCACUUGGAAAAGAAAACGAAAAAAAAAAAAAAUUCAAAAUGACCCCUGGUUUUCAUUAGGGAUUUCCACGUUUUGAAAUUGUUUUAAAGGGAAUGAAUAAGUUGAUUGGAAUUCUAAGAAGUUUGUGUUCUGGUUGUUCUUGGUUUUUUUUGGAAGCUUUUGGCCCUUAUGCUUGGAGCAAUUAAUUACACAAGAAACACGGAGAAGUUUCUAAUUAUACAGCAACAAGAUAGUACAGUAGCCUGUAUUAAUAAUAUCUUUAUGUAAUUAUGUCCAUUGAUACAAGCAGCUUUUCGAGCUAAUCACUAUUCGCCAAGUUUACAAGUAUUCUGAUAUCAAAACAUCAAUUCCACAAUUACGAGUAAUCAAAGUACCCAUAC